Molecule: messenger RNA, 4388 nt
Organism: Linum trigynum
Lineage: Eukaryota; Viridiplantae; Streptophyta; Magnoliopsida; Malpighiales; Linaceae
Source: the annotation of a GenBank genome assembly
CUAAAAUCGCAUAUCAAUUUAGUGCCGGUUUCGUGUUUUAAGGUUGGACCGAGUGGAGCCGUAGGGUUUCUACUUUCUGGAACAUUUCUAUCAUCUCAAAAUCCCUAAUCUCCUUUCUUUGCCGCCCGGUCGCAGCCAACCCGAAUAAACCCCGGGGUCGGUACAGUCACUGACUCGCUUCUGCUUCGCCUGCUGUUCUAAAUAGCCUGCUGCCUGAUCGCGACGCCGCUCUUGUUGCUCCGUCAAUCGGCCGCGGCGCCAAGUCAUAUGCUUUUAGCGGCGUGUUGGCCAUCUUCCGAAGGUCGUCGUGUCUCCUCUGAAGCUGGAUUUAGCCAUUAGUCACCGAAGGUCGGAUCGCCAUCGCUCCGUCGUCUGAUUCAUUGGCGUCAAAAGGCAUCAUCUUCCUCCGAGGCUGAACCUGGUCGCUGAAGCUCGCGUCGCUGUCUCUUUGUACUCACAAUGCUAGCGCUGAAGGCACUAUCGACUUCCCGUCUCGGAAAUCGAUGGUUGAUUCCGGUGGGGGUUUUCCCCUUUUCCCCCUUCUCUGAACUGGCAGGAAGGUCAACAAUUUCAAGCUCUAAAUGUUUAGUUGACUGUCUGAUUACAAAAUUCGAAUUCCCUGAAACCAAAGCCCUCUCCAUCGCUGCUCGACUUCCCCGUCUCAAAUCUUCCCAAAAGCCCCAAGCUUUGUUCGCGUUCCUGCGAGGCCUAAUGUUCUCUCUUGACUGUAUUCAGUCUACUGUCUCUGGGGCUCCGCAGAUUCUGUUCGCUAACGUUGACAAGAACCUUAAACCCAAGAUCGAGCUGUUUCAGAAAUUGGGUUUCGAGAGUCUUCGUCUUGUUAAGUUCAUCUCUAAGCAUAGUGCUCUGUUUUCUUAUAGUCUGGAGAAGAAGCUGCGUCCUCGAGUUCAUAUUUUGCUGGAAACUUUCCAUCAGAAGGAUGUGCUUACGGCUAUUGAAAAAUGCAGUUGGCUUGCAUGUAUGUACCCAAAUUCUAGAUUGCUGUCGAACGUUGCUUUGUUGCAGAGCUGUGGCAUUGUUGGGUCUCAGCUCUCGAUGCUGUUGAAGAUGCAGCCUAGGUUGUUCAUUAGGACAGAUUGUCAAGUUAGAGACAUUGUUUCGAGGACGUUGGGUUUGGGGUUUUCAGUGGAAUCACGGAUGUUUAUAUAUGGUUUGUCUGCUGUUAGUGCCUUCAGCGUGGCAACACUUGACCGGAAGUUUGCUGUAUUCGAGGGUUUUGGGUUUUCAAGGAGUGAAUGCAUUGCAAUGUUCAGAAGAUGUCCGACCGUGCUGAGUCGCUGUGAUGAGAAGUUAAGUUCUGGCGUGGAUUUCUUUUUGAACACCGUGAAUCUGACAAAGGAGAUGGUGGUUCGUAGUCCUGCACUGUUGAUGUAUAGCAUGGAGGGAAGAGUUAUUCCUCGAUAUCGAGUUUUGAAGACUAUGGAAUCAAAGUUUCUGCUCAAGAAGAAGCCAAGCUUUAACUCUGUUAUGAGUCUUACAAAUGAAAGAUUCGUGGAAAAGUUCGUAUUCAUGUAUCCAGAACAUGCAGAGGAACUAUUAAUUGUUUACAAUGGUCGCUAUGUGGAUUCCUCUGCAGAUGCAGCUUAUUCAUAGUUGUCAGUGAUUUGAUUUCAUCCAGCCACCUCACCUGGGGACCUUGUUGCAAAUGCUUUUGAUGCGAAAGAUAUGUUGGUGAUUUGAAAUUUUGUUGAGGGUCCAUGGUUCUUAGAAGAAUGGAAUGGAAUUGCAGAUGUAAAGUGAUCAUCUUGGACAUUUUCUGUUCAUCUUGUGGCGAAGUUGACAGCAAGAAAACCUUUGUGGAGGCCAUCAGUAUUGCAAUGAUUUUCUGUGUUUGUCAGAGAUGCUCUCUGUUUGAUAUCUGAUGAUUAAAUUCCACAAAGAGAGGGAACACCACAAGGGAUAUGUGCUUAGGGCUUCUCUUUAUAGCAAGCUUGUAAAAAACUUGUGCAUGUGCUGUGCUUUGAUAACAUCAAAAUCGUUGCCUCUUAGGCGGGGAGCACGUGUCUGAAUCAUUGCCUCUUCAGGAUUAAUAACAUCAAAAUCGGUGAAAACGAUUAUUAGAAUUGGUGUAGAAGCUAAUGUGGUUUAUCUACUAGUAGUGUCAAGUCAACUUGAGGCCUCAGAGCCCUGUAUGGUGAUUUAGGAGCCAAUGGUCUAUUUGCCCAUCUCCUUUCUGUACUUGGUCCUUCUGCGACAGCAAGUCAAGAGUCUAUUUGCCCAUACCCUUGCUUGAUAUUGCUCGACUUUCUGUUGCCAUUAACUGUUUAGCCAAACCUGGUCCUUAGCUGGUGUUUCUAACAUGUUCCAUGGUAUAUACACGUUUCUGGUGUAAUCUGGGCAGAAUUGAUAUGCUGGUAACACACUAACACUGGAGUUGACAAUUUCUGUCUUGUUCUUGUGUUGCUCAGCUCUUGAUAAGCAUAUGACAGUGUUGAUACUCGGUAUUAUCGUCUCAUGAUGGUGCUGCAGAAAGCAGUCGGAGGAUGACCGUCCUGAGAAACACUUUCGAGGUUCAACUGCCAGAGGGAUUGUGCCGUUUUGCGCAGUUUCCAUGCUCCUUGAUGGCUAGUUUUUCUGUUAUUUGCCUAUUUGUAGGGGAAAUGGCAUGGCAUGUUAUGUGAAUAGUCAAGAACCAGUUGAUCCCAAUAACUCGAGUUGUUGGGAGAGGUUCAAUCGUGGAUCAUAUACCACAACAAUAACACGCCCCUUCAAACGAAAGCCACUUAAAAGAGUUUGAAGUUUGCACAGGUCUGAAGACAAGAAUACCAUGUGCUUAACAAAUGGGGGUCACCGGGAAUCGAACACAAGACCUCUCGAUCACAUAAGGCUCUGAUACCAUGUCAAGAACCAGUUGAUCCCAAUAACUCGAGUUGUUGGGAGAGGUUCAAUCGUGGAUCAUAUACCACAACAAUAACAAAUACCCUUUCAACUGGAGAUAGCCCUCAUAUGCUUGGAAAUAUACACCAUUUGAUGUGGCAGUAAAAAGGAAGAUUUCGCGGGUAAGGUUCGAUCCUUUGAAGUUGAUUUUGUUAUGCCUGUGGUUAUAGGUGUCAAAACAUGACCCGACCCGAGUAACCCGUCCAACCAACCCGAUCCGCGACCCGCCCGCAACCCGAUUGGACUAAAGGUCAAAGACUCGCAACCCGCCCGACCCGCAACCCGCAACCCGCUUGACCUGCAACCCGCUUGACCCGAACCCGAUUGACCCGCAACCCGCUUGUCCCGCAACCCGCUUGACCCGUAAUUCGACUAACUCGAACCCGCCCGAUUGGCACGAAUAAUACUACAUAAUAUAUUUUGUGCAUAAGUAUUAUAUUUAGAUAAUAUAUAUAUAAAGUUUAUGUGACUUGCCUAUUAUUUUUUCAUCUUUCCCACCAAGAACAAAAGUUUACUUUGUGUUGACAAAUGAAAACUGCCACUAAAUUUUAAAAUAAAAAGUUAGAUUGUAAUUAAUGGUUUAGUAAGACCAUCCUUAAAAUUUAUUUUAUGUCAACGUAUACAUACAAUUCACUUAAUGUAUAUCAUAGUUAGUAAAAUACGGUACGGGAAAGUUACGUAUUAAAUACUUACGGGUAUUAUACUUUGUCUCUUAGUUAAUGUUACGUUUAAUAGUACGUUAAUAGUUAUAAAUAUGUAACUAUUGAACAACAUGUUAUAAGAACUCAUAACAUACCAAACUAAUAGUCUAGUAUGUUAGAUAACAUGCUCAACAACGCAUUCACGAGUUUAAGUGCAAUACUCACAUAACAUCGUCGAAUAUGAGUUACUCUAUAGUUUUAUAUCAAUUCAAUAGCGUAAUAACUUUUAAAUAUUAGUAUAUACAUUUCAAAAAAUUACCCAGUCACGUCAACACUAUCUAUUUCAUGCCAACAUUAUAUGAUUCACGCACAUUCAUCUCUGAAAACGCCAAAACCAUAUGAUUCACGCCAAUACCCAUCUGAUACACGCCAACACUAUGUGAUUCACGCAAACACAUUCUCAUUCACGUAAACACUAUGUGAUUCACGCGAAAACAACCUGACUCACGCAAAUAGAUCGCCAUUCACGCCAAUAUUUAUCUGAUUCACGCAUAUUCAUGUAGGGACAUGCCAAAACUAUAUGUCACGCCAAUACACAUCUAAUUCACGCACAUUCAUCUCUGAAAACGCCAAAAUCAUAUGAUUCACGCCAAUACCCAUCUGAUUCACACCAACAUUAUGUGAUUCACGCAAACACAUUCUCAUUCACGUCAACACUAUGUGAUUCACGCCAAAACAAUCUGACUCACGCAAAUGGAUCCCCAUUCACGCCAAUAUUAAUCUGAUUCACUCAUAUUCAUGUAGGGACAUGCCAAAACUAUGUCACGCCAAUACACAUCUAAUUCACGC